Zootermopsis nevadensis is the source of this 2267-nucleotide messenger RNA. The record is from RefSeq and is a predicted model, not a curated record. Lineage: Eukaryota; Metazoa; Arthropoda; Insecta; Blattodea; Termopsidae.
UCUAAUUUUACAUUGAUUUAUUAUGUUUUAAUUACUUAGUGAUAACCUGAAGUGCUUUGGGUUUAUAUGUCCAUGUUGCUUUCCACACAUUUCCAUUUCUUAUUUGGUUACCAUGGGUUCUAGUCCAGUAGCUUCAAAUAAUAAAUUUUUAUUCUGUAAGCAAGUGCAUGAUUUUUCUUCUGAUGCUUUUGUAGGGAUGUAGUUGCGAUACUGUGAUGUAACUUGAAGUAUUUAUUGCAUGAGAAUGCAGCAAACAACAAGUGAAUUUUAUUGUGAAUUUGUCACUUUCUGCCCACUAGCCAAAACAAAAACAAAACAACAACAACCAACAACUCACACUUCUAGUUAAAAGUUUAUUAAUGAUACCACAAGAAGAAGAAAUGAGCACUUAAAUCUAAAAUUCUGUUUGGCCAUCUGACAAACAUUUCUUGAAAUAUGAUAAUGUGGGAACAAGCCCUUCAGGUGUGACUGAUGUUUGAGCACUAAGGGCAGUUGCACCAUUUUCUGGGAAUGAGGUUAUAUCAUGAAAGUUGUUUAUUUCUUGAUAUUACUCGGAUGUUAUUGUAACAGUUGUGCCAUUAUCAGUAGAAAAACUAUGGCUCAGUGACUGUAUUGCAAGACACUGCAACUAUACAUUGUUGACAUAUGGGAAAAGUUAAUUAAACCAUCAUACUGUGGGUCUACCAGCCUGACUUUCAACUACCUACAAAACUCCGUGGUGUCAUAUAGAAAACAGCAGUUGACAUUUUCACUGUCAUAGAACUUCCAGUCUUCUUGCCAUCAUCAAUUUCUUAAACCACUCAAAUUGUACGAGAAAAAAUAUGUAAGUUAUCCUCUAGUAAAGUCGAAAGGAAUGUUCAGUGCCUGUCACAGUUUUUGUCAAAUAGAAAAAAUAUGCUGAACAGCUUCAAGAAGAUGUUAUAUUUUCAAACAUAAGUAUGCUUCUGGAUCCUUUUGGAGAUGUGGCUUGUGAAAUUUUCUAACCUACAAGAGUAUUGUGUUUCUGGAGAGAAGUUUUGUUUUGAAGUCUACUUGAAUCUGAAUAAUUUUACUUCAGCAUAUUAGCAAAUUGUAGACAUUUCACUGAAAUUAAAAUUCUUUAAAAAUGUAUCGGUUUAAGAUGUGUCUGGUAUUUCCCGGGUGAACAUACAUACAGAUGCUUGUUUAAUACAACACAUUUUUAGUUUUUAGUGGAAGAUGUAAUUGAAUGAAAACAUUUAUGAUCCUAUGUGAUCUCUUGGACCAGACAGAGACAGGAAGACGACAGCGUUUGAAAUUAAAUUGCGUGAAAAUGUACGGAGCGAAUGCCCCUUUCUAUGUUGACAUAGGAGGCAUGAGGAAGGAAUACAAGGGGAAAUCAGAAAUAUUUACAGAGAAAGAUUUAAAAGGAAAAGAACCAUUUGGUCAGUUUAAAGAAUGGUUUGAAGAGGCAUGUAAUCAUCCUUCAAUACUAGAAGCCAAUGCAGUGUGUUUAGCUACUGCAACAAAAAAGGGCAUUCCUUCAGCUCGGCAAGUGCUUCUGAAAGGAUAUGGAACAGAGGGCUUUAGAUUCUUCACAAAUUACAACAGCAGAAAGAGUCAAGAACUUGCUGAGAAUCCUCAUGCUGCUUUAAAUUUCUAUUGGGAAGCACUAAAGAAGGCUGUUCGAGUGGAAGGUCACGUAGAGAAAGUAUCAGCGGCUGAGUCAGAUGAGUACUUUCACUCUAGAUCCAUACCAAGCCAGAUUGGUGCCGUCGUGAGUGAACAGAGCAAGCCCAUUGCCAGUAGGGAUGUCCUUACGAAGAGAAAUGCAGAGCUGUCAGAGGAAUAUGGCGAUGGCUCAGAACAGGUUCCUCGUCCUGAACACUGGGGAGGGUUCCUUGUUGUACCUGAAGUAAUAGAGUUCUGGCAGGGGCAGACUGACCGUCUGCAUGACAGGAUUCGGUUCAGGAGGCAGAAGAAUGAGGAUGAGCCUGACGGAGUCCUGCUACAUCAGGGUGACAAUGGCUGGGUAUAUGAGAGACUUUCACCGUGAAUAAUGGACUGGUUACAUAUAAUCUUCUUACCAGUACUUCUGAAUUUGUCACAAGGCUAACAACCUUGCACCGUAAAAAGGAAGAUGUUUCAAAGCCUCGGACAGACGGACCUAACAGAGGACCGAAUGGAAGAGGAGAAUUGAGGAGGCCAUGGACUGAAUACGGAUAGGAGAGCUGUAGAAGAAGAAGAAGUGGGUAUGUCUUGUAUUAUGUAAUUACUGUACUUUCUUUCAUUACAGAAUAUUUCUGGGA